CGAGGUAGUGGUUUCCCAGAAAAGGGGAAAAGAAGGAAGGGAAGGGCGAGAGGCAGAGAGAGAGAGCAAAGCAAACUCCGUAUUAUUUAUUAUACGUAUCCCACCCAAAAUUAAGUUGGCUGCGGCCGGCACAUAUACAUACAUACAUACUCCGUAUAAAAUUAAGAAUUGAUGCACGGAGGGGGAAUAGAGGAAAUAUAAAGGGCGGGCGGAGGUGAGCAGAAACAGAGUAGGUGGGGAAAUGGCAAAAACCACAUCAAAAAGGGACAAUAGCAGUGGCAGCGCCGGCGCCGGCGUUGCUAAUAAAGUGAAACGAACGCGGAAAAGCGUACCCAGAGAGUCUCCUCCGCAGCGCAGCUCCGCUUAUAGAGGUGUCACCAAGCACCGGUGGACCGGGCGAUAUGAAGCUCAUUUAUGGGAUAAGAACUGCUGGAAUGAAGCACAGAGUAAGAAAGGAAGACAAGUAUAUUUAGGCGCGUAUGACGAAGAAGAAGCAGCAGCACAUGCAUAUGACUUGGCAGCAUUGAAGUAUUGGGGACAACAUACCAUUCUUAAUUUCCCUCUUGAUGCUUAUGAGAAGGAGAUACAGGAGAUGGAAGGCCAGUCCAAAGAAGAGUAUAUUGGUUCUUUGAGAAGAAAGAGCAGUGGAUUUUCCAGAGGUGUUUCAAAAUAUCGUGGUGUAGCAAGGCACCAUCACAACGGACGAUGGGAAGCUCGCAUUGGAAGGGUCUUUGGCAAUAAAUAUUUAUAUCUUGGAACUUAUGCUACUCAAGAGGAAGCAGCGACGGCUUAUGACAUGGCAGCCAUAGAGUACCGCGGGCUUAACGCUGUGACCAACUUUGACCUCAGCCGUUACAUCAACUGCCUACCCCCGGACCAAAACUCCCACCCUCGCAGUGACGGCGUAAGUCAAGACGAUGGGCCGCUGACCAGCCAAAAAGUAGGGUUGAUCGGCUUCCUCCACCAACAAAGCUCCCCGGAGACUGCUUCUCCCCCGCCGCCUGAUCAGAAUUGUCCGACAACGCCACCACCACAAAGGCGGAGCUUCCCGGACGACAUACAAACAUAUUUUGACUGCCACGAAUUGAGCGGCUUCGCCGAGGAACACGACAUCAUUUUUGGCGACCUAAACACGUUUGAAUCGUCUAUUUUCCAAUGUGUACUUGAUGAGUAGCAGACAUGAUACUUGCAUGCAUGCACGCACGCACCAUCUCUCCUGCUUCAAUCUCCCUUCUAUUUUUUUUAUUCUUACGUACGUUAUUUGUUUGGUAAUUUAGAAAGAAAUAAUAUCAUAGAGUAUCAUAUCAUAUACGUAGUAAUAUAACACGACUAUAAUAUAGCCAGGGAUUUUCACCUAUAUGUGCGAUGACUCAGUUGAAAAACACAAGAUAAGAGCGAGUUGUGUAUGGUGAAAUGUGG
This is a messenger RNA of Cuscuta epithymum, 1419 nucleotides long. NCBI's taxonomy places the organism in Eukaryota, Viridiplantae, Streptophyta, Magnoliopsida, Solanales, Convolvulaceae. The record is from the annotation of a GenBank genome assembly.